AUAAUUUAGAACAGAAUAUGGAGCCUGAGGAAGAAAAGGGUAAUGAAAAGCAAGACGAAAUCCAAGAAGAGUUAGAACCUGAACCCGAAGAGCAAAAACAGGAUGAAAAGCAAGACGAGAUGAGCAACAAGAUGACCCUGAAUAUUCAGGUAAUAGAGAAAAAUAAUGACUAG
Messenger RNA from Ambispora leptoticha, 173 nucleotides. NCBI's taxonomy places the organism in Eukaryota, Fungi, Glomeromycota, Glomeromycetes, Archaeosporales, Ambisporaceae. The record is from the annotation of a GenBank genome assembly.